AUGUAUUUUGAUGGUAGUUUUGCUUCGGCAAACCCCGGCGACCAAGAUCAAUCCCAUCUAUUCAGCCAUUCUCUCGAUUCCGCCAUUCCUUCCCACGAUUGGCAACCAUCUGACAAUGACCCGUUGGCUUCUUAUCUAUCGCUAGGGUUACACGCCCAUUCACUCGACUCACCCUUCUUUGAUGAUGCCACUCUUGCCUCUGUCGCAGCAGCAACCGAUUGGGAUUUUUAUGAUCCCGCCGCAGCAGAUAGCCAACAACAACAAGAGCAACAACGAGUAUCACAGCAAUCGAUGCCAGUAGAACAUGAUUUUCUAUCAUCAUUGAAUGAACAAGAGCAGCAAGCUAUUCUAUUAUCGGAUCCUAAUUUUGUAAGGCAGCAACAGCUUUAUCAAGAGAAGGAGAUGGAAAUGCGUCAACAACAAGAGCGUCAACAGCAACAACCUCCACCUCCACCACCCUCUCAGCAACCACCUGCAGCAGCAUCUUCAUCGUCUUCUUCAUCCACUACCUAUCCAUCUUCUUCUUCAUCAACGACACAAUCUAAUUUAUCUGCCAUGUUGGAUUCAACCAAACGACCUGCCAAGGCUUCGUCUACCAAUAAACCCAACAAACAACAGCGUCGAUCGGCGGAGGAAAUUGAUCAUCAACGUAGACUCAGCGAGCUGCAAGCAAGGUUCCGCGUGAAUUUUGCUAGAAAGAAAACUCCCCAACAACGUCGUCGUUCAUCUAUGGAUGCUAUGCGCCAGUCUGUACAAGCUGCUGCUGUAUCACAACAACAACCUCAGCCAUCAUCUUCAACAGGUAGCAAUGCAAAUGGGUCACAGCAGCUUCCUCAGCCUGGUACAUCGGCACCUACUCCAUCAUCCAUGCCACCAAAGCAGCAACAACAUCAGCAGCAACAACAACAACAACAACAACAGCCAUCGUUUCCAUCCCGUACUAUGCCUAUUCAAAUUCAACGACGGCCUAAUGUACAAUCAUAUGAUGCUGAACAACGACAACGACAAUUGGAUGAGCAAUUGGAAAACAUAGAUUUUGAUGACAUUACCGUUUCUGAACUCAAGGAUAUGUUGCGUCAGCGUGGGAAACCUGCUACAGGCAAGAAGGCAGUAUUGGUACAGCGUUUACAAGCUGAACGCGAUUGGAGACGUAGUAUGGCUGUUGCUGUUGCUCAACAACAACGACAUUCAUUCCCUGAUCCACCACCAUCACCCACCACCUUAUCACUUAAUCGAUCCAUCGCCAAUAUGCAUAUUGGAUCACCACCCCAAACGCAUCAACAACAACAACAACAACAACAUGCUCAUUCGUUACCUAAUACGACUCCCACAUCACAACAACAAGCAAGACGAUUUGCCCCAUAUCGAUCCUCCAAACCCAUUCAGGAUCAACAACAACAGCAACAACAGCAACGCGUACGUCACAAGUAUGCUCCUCGGAUACCAUCAGCAUUGGCUACCCCCGACCAUGAAGAGGAACAAAACCCAUUUGAUCAAUUUAUCAUGAUGCAACAGCAACAACAGCAACAACAAGCUCCUCCUCCACCUCCUCCUCAGCAACAACAACAACAAACGAUGAUGUUGCCACAAGAUUUGCCCAUGUUUGGUUCAACCGAGAUGCCCCGCCCUAACCCCGCUUCGGCUAAGCAGAAUACUGUGAGCGAUUUGAGUCAGGUGUUAUUCAACGAUCCACUUCUUCAUUGGUGA
Lichtheimia ornata is the source of this 1707-nucleotide messenger RNA. RefSeq lists its product as uncharacterized. The record is from RefSeq and is a predicted model, not a curated record. NCBI's taxonomy places the organism in Eukaryota, Fungi, Mucoromycota, Mucoromycetes, Mucorales, Lichtheimiaceae. Bases 1 to 1707 code for a protein of 568 amino acids. The transcript is spliced from 2 exons.